CUGGAGAAAGCUGGAGUGUGGGGGAGGAAGAGAGGACUUAUGAAUGAAUCCGUUUGGUACCGGGGGCCUGGGGAGAAGUGUUAGACAAUGAAGAAGCCCAGCUCCAGUCCAGAAUCUUACUGUGGCCACUGCAAAAGCUUUAUUACCCAAUUGUGACCACUUCAGUGCGGCCAUUUGAAGAAGGAAGGUUGAAUGCAAUGGAAGAUUUACCUUAGGAUUUGUCUCUUUGGCCCCAGAAAGCCAUUUGAAAGGCAGGGACAAACAAUUACACCGUGUCUUGGUCUUAGCCUGUUUAAACAGCACAGGGAGGACGGAGCUCAGCGGGCAACAGAGCAAACCUUCCAAGGUGAACCCAGCUGCCGGGAGCUGGGGAGGACCAGCCUGCCCUGCAUCCCAAAGGUCAGACCCUCUGCCUUGGUGGGCAGGGGACCCGUCUUGCCUUUCUUUCUGGGAGAAGGGGAGCGAUGAGGCAGAGUGGAGGCUGGAGUCUCAGUGCACGGAGGCCGGCACUCCUCACGGGUCUGCGGGUCUGCUGAGCGCUGGGGCCUUCCGUCCAUUUCGUGCCCUGAGCGUGGCUUAUGUCAUCUGAUCCUCACAAGAACCAGGGUAAGUGGUAGCACCCCCCAUUUCACAGAUGAGGAAACUGAGGUGCAGAAAGGUUAAGUAAUUUGCCCGGGAUUAAACAGUUAAGAAGGGGUAGAGGUGAGAUUUCAUUUCAGCCUACCUGGAACUUUGCCAUGUACUGCCCUCAUCUUCCCUUAAGAAAGCCGUUUUUAAUGGGACCAGUCGAGUUCUCAGGCUUAGAACAGAAAGGCUACUUGGCUGUGAUUUCUCCUGCCUGUGGUAGGAGAACCUUGUUCACCUCCUGAGGCUUGGUUAUUUUGAAUCUUUUCUCCUUUCUCAGGAUAAAAAUGAACUGGAAGAAGGAAGGAGAUUCUGCCCUGUGUGUGGCACGCUGUAGAGUCCAAAAAAGGUUCUGCUGAAUUGAACUACUGCAUUUAAGAAAUGGACGUUCAUUUUUCCUUUGCUAAGUGGGAGGGACUUUUGAUGUAACAACUUUUGCAGUGGUUUCAGGUUAAGCACUGAGGAGAAUCCUUAGUCUGUGACGGGCUCAUCCGGGGCGACAGGGGUCUCGGCAUCUGUACUGUGCCUGAGAUGUGACAGGUGUCGCUUUCUACCUUUUGAUCAUUUUACAGGAGCUCGGAAAUGGCCGUGGCGUUAUCUAUUAUGAGGAACUUUUAUCUCCAGACCUGCUUGCCUUAUGGCCAAGGGCUUAAGGGACUGGCUGGAUCCUUUUAAAUUCACCCACUUUUGACUUUAAUAAUUAACUGCUCCACUUCCCAGACUCACACCGACUGGCAGCUCUUGUCAGCCCUCCCCCUGGGCUGGCCUGGCAUCAGGACUGUUCUGAACGGCUUCUUUCCUGGCCUACAGAAUCGGGAGCAAGGCGGGCUGAACCUGAGACCCACACCUCUCACUGACACUUCUCCCCAGAAGGGAGAUGGAUCAGCUGCCUGGGGGUGUGGGGAGCCCCAAGAGGGAGGUGCGUCAGCUGGUUUUGGUUUGAAACAAGCAAGAAAGCGCUUCUGGGCGGUGUGGACCCUUUAAAGGCAGACAAAUUAAGAACUGGAAGAAUGUUUCAGCAGCGUGCGUCCUUUUCCAGCACAGCUGCUCUUGAAGAAAAUUGUACAAGCUGGCGACAAAGACCUCGAUGGGCAGCUAGACUUUGAAGAGUUUGUCCAUUAUCUCCAAGACCAUGAGAAGAAACUGAGGCUGGUAUUCAAGAGCUUGGACAAGAAGAAUGAUGGACGGAUCGACGCGCAGGAGAUCAUGCAGUCCCUGCGGGACCUGGGAGUCAAGAUAUCUGAACAGCAGGCAGAAAAAAUCCUCAAGAGAAUACGAACGGGCCACUUCUGGGGCCCUGUCACCUACAUGGACAAGAAUGGCACAAUGACCAUCGACUGGAACGAGUGGCGAGACUAUCACCUCCUGCAUCCCGUGGAGAACAUCCCUGAGAUCAUCCUGUACUGGAAGCACUCUACGAUCUUUGAUGUGGGUGAGAAUCUGACGGUCCCCGAUGAGUUCACGGUGGAGGAGAGGCAGACGGGGAUGUGGUGGAGACACCUGGUGGCUGGCGGUGGGGCGGGGGCCGUAUCGAGAACCUGCACGGCCCCCCUGGACAGACUCAAGGUGCUCAUGCAGGUCCACGCCUCCCGCAGCAACAACAUGUGCAUCGUGGGUGGCUUCACCCAGAUGAUUCGAGAAGGAGGGGCCAAAUCACUCUGGCGCGGCAAUGGCAUCAACGUCCUCAAAAUUGCCCCCGAGUCGGCCAUCAAGUUCAUGGCCUAUGAACAGAUCAAGCGUCUCGUUGGGAGUGACCAGGAGACUCUGAGGAUUCACGAGAGGCUUGUGGCAGGGUCCUUGGCAGGGGCCAUCGCCCAGAGCAGCAUCUACCCGAUGGAGGUCCUGAAGACCCGGAUGGCCCUGCGCAAAACAGGCCAGUACUCGGGCAUGCUGGACUGCGCCAGGAAGAUCCUGGCCAGAGAGGGCAUGGCCGCCUUCUACAAAGGCUAUGUUCCCAACAUGCUGGGGAUCAUCCCCUACGCUGGGAUAGACCUGGCCGUCUACGAGACACUCAAGAAUGCCUGGCUGCAGCGCUAUGCAGUGAACAGUGCAGACCCCGGCGUGUUUGUGCUCCUGGCCUGUGGCACCAUGUCCAGCACCUGUGGCCAGCUGGCCAGCUACCCACUGGCCCUGGUCAGGACCCGGAUGCAGGCCCAAGCCUCCAUUGAGGGCGCCCCGGAGGUGACCAUGAGCAGCCUCUUCAGACAGAUCCUGCGGACCGAGGGGGCCUUCGGCCUGUACCGGGGGCUGGCCCCCAACUUCAUGAAGGUGAUUCCGGCCGUGAGCAUCAGCUACGUGGUGUACGAGAACCUGAAGAUCACCCUGGGUGUGCAGUCGCGGUGACGGGAGGGAGGCCAGCCUGCCCGCGGACUCGCUGAUCCUGGGCCUGCAGCCCCGGGAUGUGGAGCCAUCUCAUUCUGUGAAUGUGCCAACACUAAGCUGACUUAAGCCAAGCUGUGAAGACCCUGGGACGCACCUGCAGGGGUGGGGGCAGAGCCGGCAGGCCCGCUGGGUCUGUCCUGCUGACCCUGGCUGACCCUCGGGUCCAUUCCAGGGAAGACCUGUGGGUGUUCCUGAGGGUCCAGGGCUCAGCAGGACACAGGCUCGCGUGCGUGGGGACAGGACAUUUCCUGUGCUGCCUGCCGAAUAGCUGGGCUGGGAGGCUGGCUUAGUUCUUCCAUCGCGUCCUCGCAGCCAGACCAUUGGCGCGGGGCGCCUUCGGGCCUGCUGAGCGUCCUCCCCGGGCCCACCUUGCUUCCUUCCUUGCUGCUGUUUUAAAUGGUAGGAGGAGGGCCCGCAGCCCACUCCCCCCGCCACGCUGCUCCUCUCCGCCCAGUCCGUGGGGAAGGGUGGUUCUACCUGACCUAAGGCCGACUUCCCAACCGGCAGCGCAGCCACUGGCAGGGAAGAGGGAGGAGUCUGGCUUCUGAGCUGCUCCGCAGACGGGCACCUGGAUGCCCGUGUGCGUGACGAGGGCAAGGCUGCCUGGCGUCCUGGCGCAUGGCUUCAUGGGUCCUGGGACCCAGAGGGCCUCUGCUCCCUGCUGCUGGGGGGCUCGUGGGGCUCCGAGCGGGCCCCGGCCCCUGGCAGGACUGGCACCAGCUCAGAACUAACUCCCUCUCCCUUCCCGCUGGCAUGAGGGCAGUGGGCAUUGUGUUGAAGCAGGAAGGGCAGUUUCUGCCCUGAGUCUGCACGCCCUGGUGAGAGAAGGAAAAGGUGAUCAAGGCCUUAAUUAUGUAUUGUUGGAAAAAGGGUUUUGUUCAGAAAGACAAGCCGGACAAAUGUACAAGUUCUGCUCUUCCAGGGAGAAGACAAAGAGAGCCAGUGGCUCGGCCGACCGUGUUAAAGUCUGUUUCUGACGCCCCGGGGAUUCGUGUCCAAUCCCAACUGGGGCAAAGUGGGACCAGCCUCACAUUCCACUGACGCAACGUAUCACACUGCUGGGAGCCUAUUUAUUUUGUAUUUAUUUGAACAGAGUUAUGUCCUAACUAUUUUUAUAGAUGUGUUUAAUUAAUAGCCUGUCAUUUUCAAGUUCAUUUUUUAUUCAUAUUUAUGUUCCUGGUUGACUGCACCUUCCCAACACCUGUGAGGUGGGGUGGGAAGAGGAAGGAGGGGGCCGUGGCAGUGACCCUUCUCGCUGCUGCACCAUGUCUGUCCAAAGAAAUUUCUUUCGGAACUGGCGACAGAAGAAAGGCAAGAAGGCAGAAGGGCCCUGAUCACGGAGAGACGGUCCUUCGGCGGGUCAGGGCAGGGCCAGCACCUAGGAAGCCUUAGGAUCUGAGGGUUUGAUCAGGGGCCAGGAAGAGGGGGGGAAAUCUCAACCCUGUUCAGGAUGGAAGUCCAAAUCAUUUCUUAGACUGGGAGGGAUUUCUUUAUUCACCGUUUUUGAAAGACAAGGCAGUGAGGUGCCUAUCACUGUGAGUUUGGGGUGGGGGCCAGAGGAGAGGGCGGCCGGCUCCCCACCCGUACCUGUGAAGCGGGCUCCCUCUGUCCUGGGCCCCCCGCUACCCCUGCUCAGUAAUGCUGGUCAGCGUGCAACUGCACAGCCACACUUCCAUUCACCAGAACGGCCUGAUGAGGACAAUUUAAAUAGGAUGCAAAGAUCAAUGCAAGAUUUAUUGUUAUAUAUAAAUAGAGUUAUAACUGGAAUUGGUGACAAAGCAAAUUAAGAAAGAAUUGGAAGUUGUCAUUUAAAACAGCCUUCUAAUAAAGUUGUUUCAGAGCUGA
Molecule: messenger RNA, 4851 nt
Organism: Orcinus orca (killer whale)
Lineage: Eukaryota; Metazoa; Chordata; Mammalia; Artiodactyla; Delphinidae
Gene: SLC25A25
Product: solute carrier family 25 member 25
Exons: 11
Coding region: 1831-2967 (378 amino acids)
Biological process (GO): transmembrane transport
Cellular component (GO): mitochondrial inner membrane
Molecular function (GO): ATP transmembrane transporter activity; calcium ion binding
Source: RefSeq, a predicted model, not a curated record